Ananas comosus (pineapple) is the source of this 1233-nucleotide messenger RNA. RefSeq lists its product as uncharacterized. The transcript is spliced from 7 exons. NCBI's taxonomy places the organism in Eukaryota, Viridiplantae, Streptophyta, Magnoliopsida, Poales, Bromeliaceae. The record is from RefSeq and is a predicted model, not a curated record. Bases 72 to 1007 code for a protein of 311 amino acids.
AAGCCUUUACAGUAACUUAGCUCAUAGAACAAACUUACAAAAGCUUUUCAUUCCAAUUUGCCACCAAACACAUGCUCCGGUUGCGGAUCUCCGACCGCGCGGUCGAAUGCUGUGGAUUUCCGGGCGAUUUUCGUCACCGGAGUGUUCACGAUCGGAGACCGAACCACCGUCUCCGGUGGAUCCAUGUUAGCAGGAUCCGCGUCAGCAUCGUCGGGGCGUUGAAGGACGAUCGCGGAGCGGGCGGUUUCGCGGGACAAAGCUGGGACCCGGGCCUGGAGAUUGAGGUGCCUUAUGAGCAGAGACCUGUAAAUGAGUACUCUUCUUUGAAGAGUAGCACCCUUUACUCCUGGGCCGAGCUAAGACCGCGAUCCUUCUUCCUCCGUCUCGGCGGUUUAUGGCUCGUAACGUUUACGGUUCUCGGAGCGCCAAUUGCAGCCGCAAGCUUUAACCCUUCCAAGGAUCCGCUGAAAUUUAUCCUCGCUGCGGGAAUCGGAACUCUUCUUCUGGUGUCCCUGGUUGUUCUGAGGAUAUAUCUGGGAUGGAGUUACGUCGGGGAUAGGCUGCUUUCAGCUGUCAUACCUUACGAAGAAACGGGGUGGUACGACGGUCAGAUGUGGGUUAAGCCGCCCGAAGUAUUGGCUCGUGAUCGGCUACUGGGAUCAUACAAGGUAAAGCCGGUGAUUAACAUGCUGAAACAGACGUUGGUCGGCACGGGAGUGUUGCUUGUUUCUGCUGUAUCACUUUUCAUAUUCGCAGCCCCGGUGGAAGAGAUCAUACACUCUGUUCUCGAACCGAAAGAUAACAAUGUGACAGCCCCGACUUCGAAGAGCAAACCGAACUUACGUAAAGAGGAGCUACUGAGAUUACCUGCGGAAGUAAUGAAGGAUGAUGAUCUAGCAGCUGCUGCAGCAGAGGCUGCUGACGGAAGGCCGGUUUACUGCAGGGAUCGAUUCUACCGCGCAUUAGCGGGCGGGCAGUACUGCAGAUGGGAUGAUUUACUGAACUAGAUUGCAAAUGUUGCAGAUUCAAAUGUACUGUUAUAAGAUUGCAUGCAAUUUUGGAUUUUGUUGCUAUGUGUGUGUGGUCCAACAUUCCUGCAAAAGCAGAUCACAAUGCUGUUUUUGUUGCCUCUACAUUCAUUCUAAUGUGUGGGGAUUAUUUAUUUAGUUCCAAACAUUUGGUAGGCCCAAGUCGCGGACUUCUAAAUGAAUUGAUGAUGAUUUUUGUUGCGAA